Molecule: messenger RNA, 2136 nt
Organism: Paramecium sonneborni
Lineage: Eukaryota; Ciliophora; Oligohymenophorea; Peniculida; Parameciidae
Source: the annotation of a GenBank genome assembly
AUGCAGAUAUCAAAAAGUAAUUCCUCUAUGCAUUUAUUUGUUGAUGGUACUUUUUUUUAAAUAAUUAUUUUUAAGGCUUGAUAAAUCCAAAAGAAACAGUUUCAGAUUAAGAUGAUGCAUAAAAAUUCUACAAAUAAAGUAUCAGUUUUAGUUUAAUCACAAGGCUAAAUACUUCUUUAAUUGUAAAGAUUAGAUGAAGCCAUGUAAUAUAUUGACUAAGCUAUCUAUCUUAAGCCUUAAUAUGUAGAAGCAUAUUAUUUAAAAGGUUGUUUCUCUUAAGAUUUUAUAGGAGAUAUCUAUAGAAAGCAGAAAAAUCUAAAGGAAGCUUUAAAAAACUACGAAGAAUGUGUAAAAUUAAAAACCUAGUACUAUUUUGUUUACUACAAUAUAGGUAUCAUAAUUUAAUAGAUUUUAAGGUUUAAUAUUAAAUGAGAUGAAUAGAAAAGAGGAAGCUAUCAAGAAUUUUGAUAUUUCUUUAUCAUACUAAAUUAAAUAUGAAACUUUAAUUAACAAAGGGAUUCUGUGUCUAGAUCUUUUUAGAUAUGAGGAAUGCCUAUUAAUAUAUGAUUUAGCAAUUGCUUAAUAACCUAAUUGCCACAUAGCAUACUAUAGUAAAGGUAGUUUUUUUAUAGUAAAAUAGGAUUCACCUUAUAUAAAUUAAAAAAAUAUGAAGAGUCUAUUGAAAGUUACAAUAAAGCCCUUAUGCUAAACCCUUAACUCAUUAAUGGAUUCAAUAAUAAAGGUAAUAUAAAUUAGUAAUAUUUUAAAGCUGUUUCUUUAAGUAAAAUUAACAAAAUAAAUGAAGCUAUAGAAUAUUUAAAUUAUGGAUUAAAAAUAUCAAAAAAUGACCCUGUGAUUAUUUUUAAUUUAAUAAAAUUAUAUAGAUUGACAAAUAACCUUUAGAAAUCAAAUUAAUUAAAAGAAAUUAUUAAGAAUGUUUAACCUUAAUGGUAAGCACUAUAAAAACUUGAGGAAAUAGAAAAAUUUUUAGAAGAAGCAAAAACAGAACUGUUAUUGAUUUUAGACUCAAACUAAGACUCAUUUGAUUAAAAAUUUUCUUAGUUUUAUUAACGUUUAGAUUAGGAAUAUAGAAAUCUUUGGAAUUAUGAUUUAGAAUUUGAGAAUACAAAUUCAACAUUUACUUAGAAGGACGAAGAGAAAAUUUAAGAGAUUGUGAGGGAAUCUUUAAAUACUGAAGAAUCCUAAUUAAAACAUUAACUUUUAUAACUAGAAGAUCGAGUUUACUUUUAAUCAAUGUAUUGGAGAUUAAGUAAUUAUAUAAAGGUUGCAAAGAAAAUUUACUAAUUUAAUGAAGGUAAAAAUAUAUAACAGUGUAUAAAUGAAGUGAAUUAAUCCUUAGAACCUUUACUUCCAGAAUAAGAUAAAAUUUUAUUUGAAACAAAACAAUAAAAAAAUUAGGCAUUUUAGACAUAAAGUACUUUCUCAUCAUUUAAUGCAAAAAAUAAUGCAUAAGAUGUUCAUUUAAGAUAGAUAAGGAAUAAAUUAAGAAAAGCAAGUUAGAAAACAUAAGUUGUUAAAUCUUUUUCUAAGUCUUAAUCAGGAGAAACUAAAAAAUCCACUCUAUUUUCUUAGAAUAAAAGCAUAUCUGAGUUUAAUAGUGAUGUGACUCAAAGUUCAAAAGAAAGUUAUCUUUAAUAUUGUCCUCUACCAAUAACAGAAUAAAUUAUAAAUGAAAUAAAUUUAAGCUUAGGAAUCAAUUCAUUUUAAGAUUAAAAAAUUGGAUAGAUAUUAAAAGUAUUUUCAAAUAAAACAAAAAAUAAUUAAUAACUAAAUGCUGAAAUCUAGAAAGCAGCUAUAUCAAUGUCUGCCUCUAUUUAAAAUAUUAAAUGCUUCAAUUAAAAUGUUGAAAAAAUUCUUUAAUUAGAAUAAUUGUCAAAUCCAAAACUAUUAUAUAUAAAAGGUUUAAAAUGGAUAAGAGGAAUAGAUGACACUAUAUAAAUAUUGAAUUAUUUUUAAGAAUAAUACAAAUUACUUGUUGAACCUUAAUCAGCAUAAUUACAUUUUUAAAUUAUGGCUAGUUCCACAUAUUUCGCUAAAUCUAAAAAUGCAGCAUAAAAUAAAAAAAAUAAAUUAGUUGAAAGAACUUAAGAAAGUUGUGCAUGCUAAAUUUUUUGA